Messenger RNA from Exophiala spinifera, 1611 nucleotides. RefSeq lists its product as uncharacterized. Gene Ontology annotation, cellular component: septin ring; microtubule cytoskeleton; cell division site. Bases 1 to 1611 code for a protein of 536 amino acids. Gene Ontology annotation, molecular function: GTPase activity; molecular adaptor activity; GTP binding. Gene Ontology annotation, biological process: cytoskeleton-dependent cytokinesis. Lineage: Eukaryota; Fungi; Ascomycota; Eurotiomycetes; Chaetothyriales; Herpotrichiellaceae. The record is from RefSeq and is a predicted model, not a curated record. The transcript has 3 exons.
AUGACUUCUCCUCCUCAGAUUGUCCGCAAUGAGUCCCAGACUUCUCGCAGAAGUACCAGUCUGGGCUCCCGUCUGUUUCGAUCCAAGAGUGGGGAAGCCCUGGGUGACAGAAAGUCCUCUGCAGGCCGGUUGAAGAAGAAGCAAGGCGAAAUGGAUGAGUCGACAAGAGUCACCGCGAAGUCUCCUCCUCGCCUUCCUGGCUACACCCCCCAGCCUCUAGGCAUCCAGUCUUUUGGUGGUGAGAAUUACCAGCCUCCGGCACAGUCUGGAGAGUACACCAAUGGAGCAAGGGGAACUCCCCCCGUACCUCCAUUACCCGAUCACCUUGAGAAGGAAGUCAUUGAUCCAUAUGCCCGUACAGAGAGCAUGACGCACCGCGGCCGAUACUCCUACGCUACCUCGACUGUGUCAACAGUCAACUCGCCUCGUAGAGUUCGCCGUCGCAAAGAUCCUACUCCCUACAAUAUCCUCAUCAUCGGUGCUCGAAACUCGGGCAAGACUUCCUUUCUCAAUUUCUUGAAGAGGUCUCUCGCCCUUCCACCAAGAAAACAGGCGGUCCGUGCGCCCGAUGGCGACACGCCUCCUUCCUCGGCCCGACCGAACCCUUAUUUUGUUCAUCACUACCAGGAGAUCGAAAUUGACAGCGAACGGAUAGGAUUGACUUUGUGGGACUCUCAAGGAUUGGACAAAGGCGUCGUUGAUCUCCAAAUGAGAGACAUGGCCAAUUUUGUGGAAAGCAAGUUUGAUGACACCUUCAUCGAGGAAAUGAAAGUCAUUCGUGCACCGGGCGUUCGGGACACUCACAUCCAUUGCGUUUUCUUCAUCCUUGAUCCGGCCAGACUCGAUGCAAACAUCAAUGCUUCCCAGGAAGGGAGCAACGCACACGAGGCGGGUCGACUCGGGAAAGCCCCUCGGAUUGUCGGAGCGCUCGACGAAGAUUUCGACAUUCAAGUCAUGAAGGCGUUGUCGGGGAAGACUACGGUGAUACCUGUGAUAAGCAAGGCCGACACCAUCACCACGGCUCACAUGGCAUUUCUGAAACAGAAAGUCAGCAAAAGUCUCAAGAAGGCCGGGCUCGAUCCACUCGAAGCAUUGAGCUUCGAGGCCGAAGACUCGGAUGAGGACAGGCUAGACGAACGCGACGAAGAUGAAAACAGUAGUGAAGCUGAGAGCAGAGACGGAUCUGCCCGGAGUGACGAUGAUUCUGACACGAACCCUCCUGCGCCCAAUGCAAAGCGCGCAACCCCCCACAAGCGUCAAUCAUCCAAUAUGUCCAUGGGCGAUCCGACUCUCGACAGUGGAUUUGUACCAUGGUCAAUCAUCAGUCCUGACAAGUAUUCCUUGGAGGCAAAGGAUGGUCCUGUCGGUCGUCAGUUCCCAUGGGGAUUCGCUGACCCGUACAACCUGGAGCAUUGUGAUUUUGUCAAAUUGAAAGAUGCCGUGUUUGCAGAAUGGAGGUCUGAGCUUCGUGAAGCCAGUCGUGAAGUGUUUUAUGAGCGAUGGCGCACUAAUCGUCUGAACCGUCGAACAAUACCAGCAUCGAAUGGACUCCCCUCUGGACCCAAACAAAGUAGCGGCAUCCCCAUUGCUCUUCCGUCUCGAACUCGUUAA